This is a messenger RNA of Pochonia chlamydosporia 170, 390 nucleotides long. RefSeq lists its product as hypothetical. The transcript has a single exon. The record is from RefSeq and is a predicted model, not a curated record. Lineage: Eukaryota; Fungi; Ascomycota; Sordariomycetes; Hypocreales; Clavicipitaceae. Bases 1 to 390 code for a protein of 129 amino acids.
AUGGCGCCAACCUCCCUGGCAAAGGCCCUGUAUGCAAAACAUCAACAGAGGGGCUGGGCUCGGACGCGGAAAGAAGCAUUAGCUUGCAGCAGAUGGACACCCUUCGAAUUCGAACACCAAGCCCGGCCAGCCAAGAGCAAAUCGGAGUCUGGAGCCUGGGAGAGAAUGUCCAAUGUGAAUAAUAGUUGGCAGACCCCAGCACGACUUCAUGUACGGUUUGACGAUGCUGAUGAACUCAACCCCGCAUUCUCACUUGUGCACGAGAGAACUGUCCAAUUGAAGCUGUCCUCCUCGUCUGUGAACGCUCAUUGGGCUCAAAAUAAGAUUAUUUCUUUUUCAGAGCACGUUUCCUUGCUAAUAGUCUGGAUUUCCUGGCUCUCGGUAUCCUGA